AGUCGAACUCACCUAAAGUAACGGUCCAAAAACGGCACAAGCCUCGGUACACGGCUACACGGAAACGAUAGCAACUGCGGAAGUAAUCUACUCAACAGACGCUUUUCGAGACUUCGAGUAGCAAUAAUCACUAGUUACAACUAGGUACACUUUUCAGCGGCAAGCUGCUGUUUGUUGGAACUGUCUGGAGGCGUACAAGCCUCAAUCAAAAAAAUCUACAAUGCGACUUGUUAUUCUGGAGGACUAUGAUUUGGCUUGCGAAUGGGCAGCGAAAUAUAUUCGCAACAGAAUCGUCCAGUUUAAGCCCAAUGCAGACAAAUACUUUACUUUGGGGUUACCAACAGGUAGCACUCCAUAUGGCUGCUACAAAAAGUUGAUCGAGUAUCACAUGAGUGGGGACCUCUCUUUCAAAUAUGUGAAGACCUUCAACAUGGAUGAGUAUGUGGGUCUUCCUCGGGAUCAUCCUGAGAGCUACCACUCCUAUAUGUGGAACAAUUUCUUUAAACAUAUUGACAUCAAUCCUGCCAAUGCCCAUAUCCUUGAUGGCAACGCAACAGACCUGGUGGCAGAGUGUGAGGCCUUUGAGCAGAAGAUUUCCCAAGCAGGAGGAAUCGACCUGUUUGUAGGGGGGAUUGGACCUGAUGGCCACAUUGCCUUCAAUGAGCCAGGCUCAAGUCUCGUAUCCAGAACCAGAGUCAAGACUCUUGCCAAGGACACCAUAGUGGCCAACGCCCGUUUCUUUGGCAAUGACCUAUCCAAGGUCCCUACCAUGGCUUUAACAGUGGGUGUGGGUACUGUUAUGGAUGCCAGAGAGGUCAUGAUUGUCAUCACAGGUGCCCACAAAGCUUUUGCUUUGUAUAAAGCAAUAGAAGACGGUGUUAACCAUAUGUGGACUGUGUCAGCCUUUCAGCAGCACCCCCGUACCAUUUUUGUGUGUGACGAGGAUGCCACAUUGGAACUGCGAGUCAAAACGGUCAAGUACUUCAAAGGUCUGAUGCAUGUUCACAACAGACUGGUGGACCCAGUGCUCAGUAUAAAGGACCAGUGAGUGGAUGGUGAGACCAAGGCAGAUAUUUUGUACCUCAAAACGUAAGAUGCGUGAAUUCAGAUACUGUAAUUAUAACCAAGGUGGCUGUUUGGACAAUCCUGCGAUUCAGCUGUCAGUUGUGCUGGCUUCUGUACAUCUACUUCUGUACCCAGCAGUUGACUUAUGACUACUGUGUCAUUAUUGCAUUGGUUAGACUCUAGCUUGGUACGUUCUAUUAGGGUAUUACAAAAGCUUAUUCUGUGACUGCAUAUGGCAUGGCCAGAGUUGGCCAACCAAUCUCUGGAGGGCAAAGACACUAAUCAACCAAUCAUAGUUCUUAAGUGUUGAAUAUAUCAUGUCACAUGUUUGAAUGUAGCAAUUUAAUCCCGACACCUUGCCAAAGCAGAUAUCGGCUUGGAAGACUAAUAAACACAGAUAAGGUUUAAUAAGCAUCUGUUGUUCACAGGUGUUUCAAAAUGUCUAGUUAAAACCACUCAACCUAUUCCUUUCACUUAUUUGGUAUCAUUUUAUGGCACUAUGAUUGGUUUCCCAAUCUGUUUGUCAGGAAAUCAGAAACAUGUGAUGCUGGAAUGAUAAUUUUUAUAGUAUACUGUACACAAGCUACAAACAGCUGCAAAGAUUUUGCAGUCUCAUCAUUUUGGAACUAAAAUGUGUUUUCCCAAUAGUAGAGACUACAUAGAAGCAAAAGGAUUUCAAACAUAAAUAUAGCUUCAAGCAACUGUUGUUACGGGCUCCUCCAUAGGGGAAAAGGUGAAAUAAGGCUCACAUACCAAUGAGUAUUUGGUGAGGUUACAUAGAGAUUCUUGAAGCAAUCCAUCUGCCAGCUCAUUUAAUAUAGUUUCAAAAUAUUAGCCUACUUUCCAUCUUUUCGAUAAUCUUUUUGUGGUCAUGCUUCGGCUGUUUUUCUGCAGGCGUCAACAACGUAGAGUGCUCCUCAAUGUUAGCAAAUUUAAGUCACUAAAGGAAUGUGGCAUUGAUUUGUGUAUAACCUACCAUUUACUUAAAGAUGUUCACAGUAGAAAAAAAUCCAUCAUGGCAGACUUGAUGGACUUGAUGGAUGAAAAAUGUGCCACCUUUCAGAAAUGUAAGUUACAUGGGGUGGAAAGGCCAUCGUUUUGAAAAUGAAACUUGAAUGUGAACUGUAGCACCCCUUGUGGCUGGAUCUGGUUUUACUGUAUCGGUGUGCAAAAGUUUAUAAUUUUAGGUCAAGUAUUUUGGGAGUCAUUUGCCGUCUUUGGGCCAAAUUGUCUGUUACAAUGUUAUUUUCCUGUAAGUAGAUUCCUGUUUUUGUACAUUCCAUGUUCAGUCUUCUCAAUGCACCAAUUAUUUUCACACAAGUCUGUGCUUCAGCAGUUACUUAAUAGAUGUUGCAUACAACAUGCUAUCUUGUGACUAAUAAAGAUAAUUUUGAAGAGGA
Messenger RNA from Osmerus eperlanus (European smelt), 2465 nucleotides. Its product is annotated as glucosamine-6-phosphate isomerase 2. Gene Ontology annotation, biological process: D-glucosamine catabolic process; carbohydrate metabolic process; N-acetylglucosamine catabolic process. Gene Ontology annotation, molecular function: identical protein binding; glucosamine-6-phosphate deaminase activity. The transcript has 7 exons. NCBI's taxonomy places the organism in Eukaryota, Metazoa, Chordata, Actinopteri, Osmeriformes, Osmeridae. The record is from RefSeq and is a predicted model, not a curated record. Gene Ontology annotation, cellular component: cytoplasm. The coding region runs from base 221 to 1048 and encodes 275 amino acids.